Molecule: messenger RNA, 6049 nt
Organism: Petromyzon marinus (sea lamprey)
Lineage: Eukaryota; Metazoa; Chordata; Hyperoartia; Petromyzontiformes; Petromyzontidae
Product: bromodomain-containing protein 2-like
Biological process (GO): regulation of DNA-templated transcription; chromatin remodeling
Cellular component (GO): chromatin; nucleus
Source: RefSeq, a predicted model, not a curated record
GGGAGGGUCAACCAUCGUUUUAUUGCGAUCGCAAGGCGAAAACUACGACGGCGCGAGUGCCACAGCUCAUCGGGCGCAACGAGCGUCGUCCGUUCACGGGUCGCUUCUCGCGGAGGUUUAUCCGCCCGGAGGGGGCCUCCCUCUCUCCAUUCACUCCUUGCGUGCUGGGGGGGGGGGCGGCAGCGGCGCCUGUUCUGCUUUGUGAAGUCGCCUUCGUCGUCAGCCAUGGCAGUGACGUCAUCGCUUCUUCUCGAAGUUUCUGCCACGUGACCCGGCGGGGGCCCCCCCUCCGGCUGCGCCACGUGACUGCGCGCGACCAAUGGGAGGCGAGGACGGGAUGGAGGGAGGGGCAAGUGUCACGCCCAGUGGAGGCGGCGGUGAGCGCCGCCAUGACCGUCGCGGAGGCUCGGGAACGUUCCGAGCCGAGACUCGGAGGCGAACGCGAGUGGACGGCGGCGGACGCCACCGAGCGAAGAGAAACUGCCAAAAGGAUCUAUCGCCGAGGGGAAAGCCGGGCAAGGAUUUUGGCGCGGCACUGGCACGACGAAGGGCGGGGCCAUGCAGGGGGGCAGGAGGACGAGAGGGGGGCGGGGCCACGUCGACUGGUCGCGGCUUGGGUCCCCUCCCUCCGCUGCACGCCACGUGACCCGGUGCGAGCCAAUGCAAGCGCGCCAUGACGGGACGACCCCCGUAUAUAAGCGGCGCUCGCGGGCAGCGCCAUUGUAGGGGCGGCCUGGGCAGAGGCGGUGCAGCCCUACGCGUCAUCCAAGUCGUCUCAUGAACGCGCACAGCCAUCCGGCGCCGCGGAGUUGUCCUUCCGCGAGCCGCGGCGGCGACGCACGGUCACAGGGCGAGCUUGGCAACGGCAUGAACGGGAUGGUGAUGGGCGAUGCACCGAGCGGCGGGGGCAAGCGGAUCCGCAAGCCCUCGCUGCUCUACGAGGGCUUCGAGGGAGCGCCGGUGACGGCAGCGCCACGCGGUGCUGCCACGGCAGCAGCUAUCGGCGGCGGCGGCGGUGGUGGCGCCCGAAAGCCGCCGGCGGCGGCCUCGCAGGGCGGCGCCGGCGCACCAAGCCUCCAGCAGCCGGAGACGGCGAACCCCAACAAGCCAGGGCGGCUGACGAACCAGCUGCAGUAUCUACAGCGCACGGUCAUGAAGGCGCUGUGGAAGCACCAGUUUGCGUGGCCGUUCAACGUGCCUGUCGACGCCAACGCGCUCCACCUGCCGGACUACCACAAGAUAAUCAAGCAGCCGAUGGACAUGGGAACCAUCCGCCGGCGAUUGGAAAACAACUACUACUGGAGCGGCGGCGAGUGCAUCCAGGACUUCAACACCAUGUUUACAAACUGCUACCUGUACAACAAGCCAACGGACGACAUUGUGCUAAUGGCACAGACGCUGGAAAGGCUGUUCCUGCAGAAGGUGGCGCUCAUGCCACAGGAAGAGGUGGUGCUGGCCUCGCCCGGACCCAAGGCCGUCAAGGGCAAGGUCGGACGCAAGCCCGCCAUGGCGCCGGUGAUCCCGGCAACGCCGGCGGCGGUGCGAACUACUCUCCCACCGCCACCACCGCCGCAGCCGCCCCCCCGCGCCACCCCCACCACAGCGGCCCUUCCCGUGAUGCAGCCUCAUCCUGUCGGCAAGACAAAGAAAGGCGUGAAGCGGAAGGCCGACACGACCACGCCAGGCCCGGCAACGCCAUCAACUGCACCGCCGCCCCCUCCGUCGCCAUACCUGGCGCCAGUGCCCUCACUGACCUCCACGCCGAUCACGGUGGCCCCGGCGCUACCGCCCAUCACCGCCACCAUCAUGACCUCUGCCGCCAAGCCCAUGGCCGCCGACUCAAAGGCCGCCAAAAUCCCGGCACGGCGGGAGAGUGGCAGGCCCAUCAAGCCUCCGCGCAAGGACCUGCCGGAUUCGCAGCAGCAGCACCAGACCAGCAAGAAGGUGGGGAGAGGGGGGCGACAGUGCCAGGUGAAGCUGUCGGAGCAACUCAAGCACUGCAAUGGCAUCCUGAAGGAGCUGUUUGCCAAGAAGCACGCGGCGUACGCGUGGCCCUUCUACAAACCCGUCGACGCUUCCACGCUGGGCCUGCACGAUUACCACGACAUCAUCAAGCACCCCAUGGACCUCAGCACCAUCAAGAAUAAGAUGGACAACCGGGAUUACCGGGACGCGCAGGAGUUUGCUGCGGACGUGCGGGUCAUGUUCUCCAACUGCUACAAGUACAACCCGCCGGAUCACGACGUCGUCUCCAUGGCGCGCAAGCUGCAGGACGUGUUUGAGAUGCGCUUCGCCAAAAUGCCGGACGAGCCCCCAGAAGCGCAUCUCUCGCUCACCGUAUCCUCACCACACUCGGGCAGUGGCGGCCGCCGCCACCACCACCAUCACCACCACCAACAGCAGCAGCAGCAGCAGCAGCAGCUCCAGCUUCAACUGCAGCAGUACCAGCAGUUGCAACAGCUGCAACAACUACAGCAGCAGCAGCAAUUGCGGCCCGACAACAGCAUGGGGGACCACCGGGGCGACGAGGACGACUCAAUGUCGUCAUCUUCCUCGUCGUCUUCCUCCUCGUCGUCGAGCAGCGGCAGCGAGAGCUCGGGCAGCGAGAGCUCCGACUCUGAGGAGGAGCGAGCCAACCGAUUGGCGGAGCUGCAAGAGCAGCUGCGAGCCGUGCACGAGCAGCUGGCGGCGCUGUCACAGGGCCCCAUCUGCAAGCCCAAGAAGAAGGAGCGCAAGGAGAAGCGACGCAAGAAGGAGAAGAUGCGCGAGAGGGAGCGCGAGCGGGCACGCAAGGACGAGGACUUCAGGCCCAACACUGUCAAGGGAGGUGUCAAGGGAGGUGGGAGUGGAGGUGGAGGAGGAGGAGGAGGUGGUGGAGGUGGUGGUGGUGGAGGAGGAGGAGGUGGAGGAGGAGGCGGUCAGAAGAAGGGUGGCGGUGGGCGGCGCGGCACCACGGGAGGCGGAAACGGCAAGGUCACCUUCCGACCCUUGGCCAGACCGUCGAAGAAGGCGAAGGCGGCGGCUGCGGUGGUGCCCCCGUUCGACUCUGAUGAGGAGGACGAGGCGAAGCCGAUGUCGUACGAUGAGAAGCGGCAGCUGAGCCUUGACAUCAACAAGCUGCCCGGGGACAAGCUGGGCCGUGUGGUGCACAUCAUCCAGGCGCGCGAGCCGUCCCUGCGGAACUCGAAUCCCGAGAUCGAGAUCGACUUUGAGACUCUGAAGCCGUCGACGCUGCGCGAGCUCGAGCGCUACGUCAUGUCCUGCCUCCGCAAGAAGCCACGUAAGCCCUACGCCGUGAAGAAGACUGCCGGCAAGAGCAGGGAGGAGCUGGCGCUGGAGAAGAAGAGGGAGCUGGAGAGGAGGCUACAGGAUGUGAGCGGCCAGCUCAACCCCACCAAAAAACCGCCCAACAACAACAACAAGAAGAAGGCGGACAAGCCGUCGGAAGCGCAGGGCCCCGGGGUGGCGUCGCGUCUCUCCUCCUCGUCGUCCUCCUCCAGUUCGGGCAGCUCCAGCUCCUCCAGCGGCUCCAGCUCCAGCGACACCAGCGACUCGGACUCGGGUUGACUCCUUCCCCCGGCGUUCGGGCAUCCCAAAUUCCACUACCUACCUACCGCCCCGCCCCCCCCAAACCCCAUUCUGGCCAGGACAGUGGUCAUCGUCGUCGGUGGACGACGUUGGCGCCAGCGUUGCCGGGUCCUAUCGGCGACGGCCAAAGGAGCAAGGGCGGAAGGAGUCCGCCGUGGCGAGCCAGCGCACGGCCGGGUUUGGCCGACCGGUGGAGACGGCUGCGCCCACCUAAACUCGCCCGUGCGCCGGCCCGGCCUGGUUUUCGCCCGUGAGCGCCCCCUGCUCGAUACGGUGGCAGGGAGGAGGGCACACGUCGGAGUUCAAGCCGACCGACUCGUGCGGAGUGGGCGACUGCUCGCCGCCGUGCCCAUCAGCGGGGCGGGGUGUUAUUGCCGUUGUCGGAGUUUUAUUUAAUACUUUACGGAAAAAACUGCCAUGCGUUUUUGCCUGCGAUCGACGGGACUGGGAACUCUCUUGCGGGUUGUUUGGGGGCGGGGGUGGGGGGAGAGUCAAGAAAGAGAAAUCCUCGUAAUGGCGAGAGGAGGAGAAACGAGAAUUUUACAACGCAAAGCGAGCGCAAAUGGACGAUAAACGCAAACGAUGAGCGAAGAUUUGAAAUCCCUGGCAUCCUAAGCCCAGUGUGGGAAUCGCGUGGUCACACCCCCUACCCCCCCUUCGUGUUUGUCUCCUCCAACUGCAUCCGUCACCGCCGAGCAGGAGACACUGGGAAGUGGACCACAUGGUGGCGUCGGUUUAGAAAUCGACAGCUCGCACCCCCCCCCCGCGAUUUGAGAGAGGGCGGUGGGGUGAUGCAGGGCGGGGUGACAAAACCCAGGCUGCUGGGCCAUUGAGACAAAAUGUGGUCGUGGUGGGAGUUGCUGCGGAGGAGACUCGAAGAAGGAGCGGCAGUGGCGCUGGGAGAGGAGGAGGAGGUGGCGGUCCUUUGGACGCGGAUCAGCACGGCGAGGCGUUAUCCACGGGAGUUUGGCCAGGAGCCGGCGGAGAGAGAUGCGACUGUUGCUGCGAGGGCUGCGGAAGCGUGCGUUUUAGCUGCGCGAGAAGCCGAUGGCAGCGUCGCUGCUCACCCCACCGCCGUGUACAGAAGCCGCUCGCUCUCCCCUCGGCCUCUCCACCGGCGCUAAAGGGGGGGGGCGGGGAGGCUGCACGCCAGCGGAGGGAGGCGAGGAGGGGACCGGUUUGUCUCAUUUCUCUACUCGCGUUGACCUUCACGAUUUUUCCCCCGUUGCUGUCGAUGCUUGGAACGUGAACACUUGACAAAUAAAGGCAUCGUUAACGGCGGGUCGAUGCGAGCUGACGAGGUGACGACCUUCACUGGGGGGGGGGGGGGGUUGUUCCCGUGACGCCACACAACGUCGGCAGACCACUCUGCCACCUUAACGAGGUGGGGGGGUUCGAAGGGAGUUGUGCCCGCUGGCUGUGUGGCAGCUUGUUGGGAUUCUGUGCACGGCGUUGCCUGCGCUUGCUUCCUGUGCCAGCCACUUCGCUUGGUCUCUUCAUAAUUCCCCGCUCGGAAGUUUCAAGUUGUAUGGAUGAGCAUGACGACGUCGACCGAUGUCUACGUCGUGCCCGUUGCGUUUCCGGUGCUAAGUGUCAAAACGUCGCCGCGCGGUUGACGUUAAAGUGACCGUGAGAAAGAAUCCCCUUGAGAGUUUAGAAUGCUUCUAUGUAAACGCAUAGAAUUACUUAAGAGUUUACACUUCUGUUUUUUUUUUUGUUCAACGGAGGGAGAUCUUACCGGGGGCCCUGUGUUUUUGUCAACUUCCCUGCCGCGCCGGCGGCCAGCACGGCGCUGCGCGUGUACGCGUUGACGUUGCGUUACGGGGGUAAGGGGGAGAUGGGAUUCUUUGUACAUUUGCGACUGGGGGGAGAGAGAGCGGGGGCGGGAGGGUGGGUGGGUUUGUACAUUAGUGGGUUAAGCAAAUGUGUAGAGUGUGCGUGUAAAGAAGUCCUAACUCUGCGCGUGAAUGGUGGUGUGCUGUUAACUGUGCCGGCGUUUUUUAAGCUGAGGGGAAGGGUGACGGGGGGGGGGGGCUGAGAACGAGAUGAGAAGAGAGAUGAUGAGAGAGACUUUGGCACCAACUUUCCACGGCACACCGCCUCAAGGUUCCACCUUUCCCCCGCUCCUCCCCCUCGCCGGAUUGCCGACAGACGCCGCGUUUGCCCGGCGGCUGUGAUGCUCGUGUCGAUGUGGCGAGCCUGUGUACAGAACACGGUCGCCGGCCGGGGCGUGGGUUUGAUGUUGAGGGGGGGGGGGGCCGUGUCCACACAACCAUUGCCGCCGCAUGCCCCACACCCUUCGUUGGAGCUUCCCCACAUCCCCCCUCUUUAUUUAUUUCAUUUCCUCCAAAUGCUGGUGGCUGAGUUUUGUUCCUCCGGUUCUUUGUCCAUUGUCGUUUUUUUUAUUGACAAAUAUUCUGGCUUUUAUGUUUUAAUAUAAAAAACAACAACUCAACAAACA